AUGUUUUUGGCUAUUAUUCGUCUUUCAAUCAUCUUCUGUAUCGCUAUGGCAGUAUGCGAGGCUACCUAUGUUCAAUGUCUCCAAAGAGUUCCUAUUUAUUCAUGUGCAUCAAUGACCUGCUCUUACAUUGACCAUGCUAUCACCAGCGACCAUUAUCCAUGUGAUUGCUUUGAAAUCGAGAAAGUUUCGGGUAAAAAGAAAACAUGGUUUAAAAUCGAAUUAUCCAAUGGAAGACAUGGCUAUGUCACCGAUGACCACUGUUCGGGUGACGUUCCACGUUAUGAUAUUCUUCGAUGGUCGUCAUCGAUUGAUGUUGCUGAGCAAUAUCAAUAUUAUCUCAAUCGACCAUUUCAAUCUAAUUUAUCGAAUAAAACUUUUUUUAAUUGUACACGUCCAUGGUUUGCAUCUCGAUGCCAAUAUUCAUCAGAAAUAAAUGAAGAUGAAUUAGUUUGGAAUUCAUUUGAAAUGACCUCAACAGAUAAUAUGUUUCAACAAACGUGUUACAUUCUUUUAAAAUGUGAUCGUGGUGGUCCAUCGAUUUGUCUUGAUUGGCGCGAGAUAUGUAAUGGUCGAAUCGAUUGUCUAAAUGAUGGUAUUGAUGAAACUGGAUGUUUUGAUUUAGAAAUAAAUGAAUGUAAUGAGAAUGAGUAUCGAUGUCACAAUGGAUUAUGCAUUCCAAAAACCUUUUUGGAAAUGAAAUUUGUGGAAGCGCAAUGUUUUGAUGGAUCGGAUGAAAUUGUUAAGAACAACCAUCUUCUGGGAUCUGAUUAUCAACCACAUCUAUUCGAAUAUCAAGAAUAUGCAUGUCGAUCUGAUGAAGGACAAUUUACGUGCGGUAAUGGACAAUGUGUAGAAGAUUUUGGUAAAUGUAAGAAUAAUCGACAUUUAGCAUUGACUCAAUCAAUUAGUAUUCAAGGAAAUUUAUCCUAUUCAUGUUGGAUAGCCAUGGUUUGUCUUAGCAAAAUCAUGAAUAAAACAGAAAAUGUAACAUGUGAUCAGUUCAUACAAUCUUCUGAAAUCAUUGAAGAGUUUAAAAACUGUACGUUUCCUCUUGAAUUUCCGAUUAUUCCUGUACUCUUUGGUCAUAUACGAUUUUUAUAUCAUCCAAAAGAAAUUGACAAUAUUAAUAUGACAUUAGCUCUUAAACCUGAAUAUGUUUGUUAUGAUGAACAAUUAUGUGAUUUUCUCACGCCUACAUUCCAUCAUAAAAAUUUUACUUGUCGAUACGGGAAUCAAACAGGCCUUGGCUUGGGUGUCGAAUUAACUACAUGGAAAUCUAUCAUCGAUUCAGUCAAACCUUACUUUAUUGGUUGUACCACUCAACGUUAUCAAAAUAUCAGUUCUCACUAUUCAUCAUUAUAUCAUUGUAAUAAUUCCUCAAAAUAUAUUUCAAAAUACCGAAUCGUUGAUGGUAUAUCUGAUUGUUUUCUAAAAGAUGAUGAACAAGCAUUCGAAUUGAGUUGUUUAUUAAACCAAACGCUACGAUUUCAAUGUCCAAAUGAAAAACAAUGUCGUUCACCUUUGAUUUCGACAAAUACCUGCUCUCGUCCAAAAGAUAUAAAUGUUGAGAAAAUUUUAUUUUAUCAAAUAUGCGAUCGUAUUGCGGAUUUGCCCUUGAUGUUGAUUAACGGACAAAAUCAUUCAGAUGAGACUGAUUGUGAAGAUUGGCAAUGCAAUAAUAUUUAUACACGAUGUGAUGGUUUUCGAAAUUGUCUUGAUGGAGAAGAUGAACAACAUUGUAUGAAACCAAUUACAUUAAGUCAUUUCUUUUUCUGUACUUCGCCACAGAAUCAUACACAGAUGUGUUUACCAGCCGGUCAAGUCAUUAAUGAAACUGCCGAUUGUUUUGGAGCAUCAUCUGAUGAAUCGCAAUACUUUCAAACAAACAAAUUGCAUUGCUCGAAUCACACGAAAUGUGAAGACGAUGAUCAACAUCCUUGCAAUGAAAACCAAGAUUGUUUAGAGUAUAAUAAUUACCAGUUCUGUGUUGACAGUCUACAAGUAUGUAAUGGCUAUAGUUUUGAUAAUCUUAUCGAUAUGCGAGACGUUUCAUGUCGAAUCAUUAAUAUCGAUGAUAAGUAUUUUUUAUUAGAUACUGCAUUAGUUUAUCCAAUCUUACAGACUACUACAAUAUAUCCUAUUAAAAACCAGAUCACUGACAAAAAAAUAGAACCGCCGACUAAAAAGAUAACACAGCCAGAUGUUUGUAAUUAUGGUUUACAUAUGUAUCAUCGACUCGGAGUAGGUAAUUACAGUAGUCUAUGUUUUUGUCCACCAAACUAUUAUGGUGAUCAAUGUCAGUAUCAAAACCAACGUGUUAGUUUAACUCUCGUAUUGGCAACGAUUCAUCAGCCGAUUGUCUAUGCUAUUAUUGUUACAUUAAUGGAAGAUGACAAUGAUAGACAAGAAAUUCAUUCAUACCAUCAACUUACUUAUGAAUCAAAAAAAUAUUGUGGUCGAUCUGUAGAUAUUUAUCUGUUAUAUACAACACGAGGAAAGGAUAAUUCAAAAAACUAUAGCAUUCGUAUUGAUGCAUUUGACAAGAGUUCAUUGACAUAUCUAUUAAGUUGGCAUUUAACAAUUCCAUUUAUUUUUUUACCAGUUAAUCGAUUGAGUGCUUUUUUGACCAUUCCAAUAUCUCGACCAUCCAAUUUUAAGCAUUGUAAUCUUCAAUGUUAUAAAGGUACUUGCAUGAAAUAUCAUAAUGAGGAACGAUUGUUCUGCCAAUGUGAUUCAGGUUGGUCUGGUGCACAAUGUCAUAUUCCGAUCGAUUGCAGUAUGUGCGCAUCAAAUUCGAUCUGUAUUGGUUCGAUUCAGAAUCGGUCAAUAUGUGUUUGUCCUCAAGAUAAGUUUGGUUCAUUUUGUCGUCUUAAACUAAUGUGCUCAGAAGGAUUUUGCAAAAAUAAUGGCCGAUGUGUCGUAAUCGAUGAGAGAAUGAUUGAUGAAAGUUAUGUAUGCUUUUGCUCCGAACAAUUUUAUGGAUCAAGAUGUCAAUACGUCAAUCAUCAAAUAGAGAUUUCCCUUAAGAAUAUUGAUAUUCCAUCACACUUACUCGUCUAUAUCUACAAUCGGAUCAGUUUUGAACGAUCAAUACCAACAUUAAAUAUACUCAAAAAAAUGACUAUGUUUCAGAAUCAUGUUAUUUUAUAUUCUCAACAUAUGUUCAAAAUGAUUCUUGUUAAAAUUGAUACUCGUUAUUAUUUGGCUAUACUUCAAAAAGCCGCACAAUCUAACAUAACAACAUCGAUUAAUCCUGCACGACGAUGUGCUUCUGUUGAUGAAGUUUUGGAUACUCAACUAGUAUCAUUAUCACGAAUUCAACGACUGAAAAGCUAUCAUAUUCCAUGUCAGCGUGAUUUUAAUCUGCAAUGUUUCGUGGAUGAAUUUUACAUGUGUCUAUGCACGGAAGAACAUCAUAGUAAUUGUUUUCCAUUAGAUCAUCAAUCGAGUUUUGUCUGUGGCGAUAAUGUUUAUUGUGAAAAUGGUGGAACAUGUUUACAAGAUCGACC
This is a messenger RNA of Adineta steineri, 3509 nucleotides long. The record is from the annotation of a GenBank genome assembly. NCBI's taxonomy places the organism in Eukaryota, Metazoa, Rotifera, Eurotatoria, Adinetida, Adinetidae.